Amaranthus tricolor (Joseph's coat) is the source of this 1739-nucleotide messenger RNA. Its product is annotated as E3 ubiquitin-protein ligase ATL6-like. NCBI's taxonomy places the organism in Eukaryota, Viridiplantae, Streptophyta, Magnoliopsida, Caryophyllales, Amaranthaceae. Bases 425 to 1432 code for a protein of 335 amino acids. The transcript has a single exon. The record is from RefSeq and is a predicted model, not a curated record.
AUUUUUCCCAAAUUGAAAUUCCCCACUUUCUUCUCUAUUUCCUUACCCAUAAUGUCUUACUUGAAUUAUGAGUAAUGACCAUGACCAUACCUAAAUUAAUCCAUUCUAAAAAGUCAAUAUUCCAGACUCAUCUAGAACAGUCAAUUUCCAACUCCCUAAAUAAAACAUAAAAUAAGAUUUUUAUAAUACCAAAUAAGUAAAUCCUCCAUUAUUCCUCUCUCGACUCAUUUGAAUAUUGAAUUUUCACCAUCUUCUUCGAAGAUCUCUUUGCUAUUACGUCAUCUCUUGCCAAAGCAAAUCCUUUGAAUAUCAUGGUCUCCGUAUUCUUCUUCCGCACGCCAUUUCCCGCCAUAUAUAUCUUUUUUCACUCACAAAAUUAAAAAAUCCCAAUAAACUCCCUCUCAAAUCGAAAUUACACCAAACUAUGAGCCGCCAUUGUUGCACAUCCACAACAACAAACCAGUACGGUAUACUACUAUUAUUUCUCUGCAUAAUCUCAACUUCUUUAUUGCAAAUUGUGGAUGCGCAACGACAAUCGAGUGAUGAUGAUGAUUAUGAGUUAAAUGGAAAUAAAGUAAGUCCAUCAAUGGCUUUAAUUGUUAUUGUUUUAGUUCUAGGUUUUUUCAUUACUGGAUGCAUUGCUAUUUACAUCCAACAAUGUUCCGAUAAUUCUUCAAUCGGUGAUCCGGCUGCUAUUGCUAGAAAUGAAAAUUUGUUAAGAGCUCAAAUCCGUGGACUCGAUCAAUCCGUAAUCGAAACAUUUCCGACAUUUUUAUACGCCGAUGUGAAGGAUUUGAAAUUUGGUAAAGAGUCACUGGAGUGCGCUAUUUGCCUUAAUGAGUUUCAGGAAGAUGAAACACUGCGUUUGCUUCCGAAAUGUGAUCAUGUUUUUCAUCCUGAUUGUAUUGAUGCUUGGCUUUCUGGUCACACUACUUGCCCCGUCUGCCGAGCUAACCUUAUUCCUGAUCCGACUGAAUCUUUGACUAAAGAAGGUUCUCACCAUGAAUCAGCUACGAUUAAUGAGGUAGAAGUUGCGGUCAUACCGGAAUCUCUACCUAAAACAGGGAGAAUACCGAGGUCACACUCAACGGGUCAUUCACUGAGUCAACCCGGUGAGAAUCGUGACCGAUUCACAUUGAGGUUACCGGAUGAAGUUCGAAAACAGCUUAUAGUGGCUCAACCGAAGCUGAAACGGACAAUUAGCUUAGUGGCCUUACCUCGAGUUUCAAGCUCAAAACGCGGCUAUCGAAUUGGUGGUGGUGAAGGCAGUGGGAGUAGUCGCUAUGGAAGGUUUUUUGGACGGCCGUUUAAAUGGGCGACGUCAAAAAAUAAUGGAGCCGACCGUGAAGGCGAUGUAAGUACAAGUUCGAAGAGGUUUUUCGGCAAGGCGGCGGUAACGCCGGUAGAGGAUUUGACCGAGCUUCCAGUUUAAUACCCUGGUUAACCUUCCUCCAUAUUUAGUUUGAUAAAAAUGUAUAUUUGAUUCUUUAAUAUGGUUAAUAUGCUUUAUUUUGUGCUAAUUAGAAGCAUUUAUACUCUACUUUGUGACUACCUAGUAUUCUAGUUAACUAGCUCGUCUCCCUUCACAUAUGGUGAGACUAUAAUUUUACUUUCCUUGGAUUCUCAGCAUUGCUAAUUUUGUAAAUUGUAAUGCUAGUUUAGAAUUAUCAUUGCCCCUUUUGUUUCAAAUGUAAACAACAAAAUAUAUCAAAGUUCAAAUAUUAUUCAAAUAUUUGUUU